CCGUGUUUCCAAGAGAAAAGAAAGAUGGGUGGGGAAUGGAGAGGAGCCAGGAAGGUUGCCAGACCCCGAGGCCUGCGUAAUCAGCGAGGCCUGCGUAAUCAGAGUUCCAGAAGACCAGAGGGAAGGAAGUCAUCAAGGAAGCAACCCAGAAGACUUCCCAGAACUGGGGGCUGAGCUUCCGCCCACCAGGUCCCCCUGGACGACUGGCUCGGUGGAUGAAAGGCACCAGGGUGUUCGCCUUCGUGACUGUCCACACCCCCCGGGGACAAUGAGAAGAUCCUCAGUGCUCCAGAGAGAAGGAGUGGUUUCAGGACAAAUACCGAGAAUGAGGAGUCUGGACUUGUGGAGAGGAACACCAGAGGUUAGAAGGCCACAAGGAAGCGGCCUGCAAAGCCUGAGGGAAGCCAUCCGACCUGACCUGGGAUUCACACACUCCCCACCUCUGCCGGAGGGGAGGGGAACCACGGCCGCAGACCCGUGGGUCUCAGAAGUUCCUCUCCUCCGCGUGGUUGCUCCAGAAGGACCUCGCCACCAGAACCAUGCCAACGGCGAAGCAGCAGACAUGGGACCUGGAGCUGGCCUGCCCGCAGGAGACGACAGGACGCCUGCAGAGGGAGGGUUAUUCCAAGUGGGGGAUCCCAGGGGCGUCAGCGGCCCUGUGAGCAAGUCAACAGACAGGCAUCGAUUAACUCCAGGCCCACAAGCUGUCGAGGGCUGUGAAGUGCUCCAAGGCUCAGACCCGGCUCAGCUGAGAAGAGUCGGUGAUAACACAGACCCUGCACGUGGAUCUCAGCAGAAUUAUGACACAGCUAAAUCAGGACGGGGUAGCGGAAGCGAGCCUGUGAGCGGAAGCCAGCAGCUGACGUCGGCGCGGGGAAGCCCAAGAGCGGGCGUUAUUCCCUCCAUGGCUUCGCUCUGGUCGUGAGCGCGGAAGGCAUGAUAUUCUACGCAUCAGCAACCAUCAUGGACUAUCUGGGCUUCCACCAGACGGACGUGAUGCACCAAAACAUCUACGACUACAUCCACGUGGAUGACCGUCAGGACUUCUGCCGGCAGCUGCACUGGGCCAUGGACCCUCCCCAGGUGGUGUGUGGGCAGCCGCUGCGCUCGGAGACAGGAGAGGACGCCGUCCUGGGAAGGCUGCUCAGGGCCCAGGAGGGGGGUGCCGGUUCGCCCACAGAGUACUCGGCCUUCCUGACCCGCUGCUUCGUCUGCCGCGUGCGCUGCCUGCUGGACAGCACCUCGGGCUUCCUGACGAUGCAGUUUCAAGGAAAACUGCAAUUCCUGUUUGGACAGAAAAGGAAGGCACCCUCGGGGACCGUCCUGCCCCCACGACUCUCCCUCUUCUGCAUCGUGGUACCUGUGCUCCUGCCUUCCGUGGCAGAGAUGAAAAUGAAGAGUGCGUUUUUGAGGGCGAAGCACAGGGUGGACAUCUCAGCAACAAUGGACACAAAGGCAAAAGCUACCACCAGUCUGUGUGAAUCAGAAUUGCAUGGAAAACCCAGUUACUUAGCAGGAAGGAGCAAUGGGGAAAACAGCAUUUCGGUGUUCAGGACACAGACCGAUGCUGGCCACUGGGCCCGGGUUCCAGCCAGGGCCCCAUGCCUGUGCCUCAGGGGUGGCUCUGACCUCAUCUUUGACCCUGAGGGAGCCGCAGGGGACAGGGGAGCAGAGGAGCUCGGGAGGGUGUCCAGUGGCUCCUCCAGCACGAGGGGGCAGAAGGAAAUACAUAGUUACAACUGCCACUUGGAGACCUCCGCACCCGGGAAGCACCUGAAUUGGACAACAGGGAAACACAGUCAGGACAGCACCCAGCUGAAGCUGGAGCCCAGCAAGCGUGAUCCGUUCUCCGUGCGUGCUGUGCCUCACGGUUCCUGCAUGCCCUACCUGGGCGUCCAGGGCACUCUCCAUGCCAGUGGCGUCACUGCUUUCAGGAAUUCACCCAGCUCUCACCCAGCGAACCAUUCCCCCAGUGCCUACGGCAGCCGGACAAGCAGAGCCUUGCGGGACCGCGGUCAGGGCCAGGGGCACCCUCCCACCAGCUGCCCCUUCCCCCAGGGGAGCCUGGAGAAUGGGCUCCCUCAGCCCGCAGCACAGCAUCUUGCAGCGGGGGGCUAUUCUACCGAGGAUGCCAAGUUGCGAGGUGUGCCGAUGCCCCCAGGAGCCCUGUGCAACACCAUGUUGUCACUUGAUGUGCCCAUCAAGAUGGAGAGUGACUCUGGGUCCGAGGAUACAGCAGAUGGCUACUCUGUGUCCCCAGGCCGCAUGUGGCUGGGAGCCAGUGAGGUGGCCAAGAGACAGCUGGUCACUUUCCCUACCAGGAUGCACCUGAAGUCAGAGCCAGACCCCAGGCACCACUGCUACACCCCGCAUAUGGGGCAUGGCCUGCUGGGGGCUCACUCCAGACCCAGCAGGGAACUGGCCCCGUUCCACCCCACACAGUGUGCCUGCCUGGAGCACAUGCAUGGUCUUCCCGAGCCGGAGCCCCCGCCCGGCCUCUGUGCGCGGGGCCCCCUGCCCCCGACUCUGGGCUGUGACUGCAGAGCUCCUGGGGCUGCACCCGUCGUCAAGCGUGAGCCCCUGGACUCGCCCUCAUGGGGUCCUCACAGCCAGGGUGGGGCACCCGGGGUGUUCCCCAAGAGUGGCUUGGCGACACUGAUGCCGCCCAAGGCCUCUGAGUGCACUUUCCUGCCAUAGAAGGGGCAUUUCUAAAAACUGGCGUCUGUCCACGCUCAGAUUUACCCCUCAGCCGGGGCGGGGUGCAGGCCAGAGCCUCUCUUAAGCAACACUCUGCAGAGUUGCACAAGUCCAGUCCCAUUACAUCUGGAGCAAUGCAACAGUGUAUUCUGUAUUUUGUAAAAUAUCAUGGAAAUUCUUAAAUGCAAAGUGGUUUUAAGUCUGUUCAAGUAGGAUAGUAUUUCUCUUCAAGGAAUUAAAAUUUUUCUGAAAGCAGCCAAAGUGAGACGUGUUGGCCUGGUGGGCAGGACUCCAUGCUCCAAGAGGCGGCAGCGAGUGCAGGCUGACCAGCAAUCAUGUCCGCCGUGUGGUUUCCAGGGGCCCCACACCCACCUCCCAGCUUCCCUGCCUGGCUGUAAAGGGAGAUCAACGCCUGCAUGGAGUGGAUUUCAGAGAGCAGUCACACCCUUGGUAUUCCACUGCCCAGACAAUAAAUUAGGAACAUAACUCACUGAGCUACAGGUGACCAUGUGCCCAUCCAUGGAGGGAAUCUAGAAAGUUCCAGGCAGGAGAGGUGUCAGCGCCAGGUCCUGCACUCACUACAGUAUGCAACAUGUGCUUUACGACUCCACAGCGGAGUUUGAGGCCAUACUUGGAGUGGAAACUGACAGGAUAAUAUCCUGUUCCUUCUGGAAGUUUCUCUGGUGUUUUUAAUGGGCCUCUGAAGAUGAUUUAUGCUAAUCUGUCUCAGCACAUCAUGUGACUUGGAGUUUACAGAGUCUGGGUUUGGAAGUGCAGUCACACGCUGCAUAGCGACGUUUCAGUCAAUGAGGGACUGUCUAUGACGGUGGUCCAGGAAGAUUAGUCCCACGGCGCCUAGGUGUGUAGUAGGCUGGACCGCCUAGGUUUGUGUAUGUCACUCUAUGAUUUUCACACAACGAUGAAAUCGUCUAACCAUGCAUUUCUCAGAACAUCUCUGUGUUGUUAAGUGACCCAUGGCAUAUAGAAAAGUACAAAAUGUGGAGAAAAGAAAUAGGAAGCGGACUUGUCUUGCUCUCUUGCUGACUGUCUACAGUUUUUCAAAUGAGGAUUCCAAUCGCCGUCUCAGGAAGAAUUAUUAGAGACAGGGCAGACAGGUGAUGUUUUUAAACAAAGUUGUAAAGGUAACUACCUUCUGGUGUAGGAAAUUUAGAUACAAGAGGAUAAAUCAUAAAGCAGAGGGGCCGGCCCCAUGGCCGAGUGGUAAAGUUCGCGUGCUCCGCUUUGGCAGCCCAGGGUUUCGC
Molecule: messenger RNA, 3959 nt
Organism: Equus quagga
Lineage: Eukaryota; Metazoa; Chordata; Mammalia; Perissodactyla; Equidae
Gene: AHRR
Product: aryl hydrocarbon receptor repressor
Exons: 8
Coding region: 937-2697 (586 amino acids)
Biological process (GO): regulation of transcription by RNA polymerase II
Cellular component (GO): aryl hydrocarbon receptor complex; nucleus
Molecular function (GO): transcription cis-regulatory region binding; protein dimerization activity; nuclear receptor activity
Source: RefSeq, a predicted model, not a curated record